Saccoglossus kowalevskii is the source of this 1098-nucleotide messenger RNA. RefSeq names its product zinc carboxypeptidase-like. Gene Ontology annotation, molecular function: metallocarboxypeptidase activity; zinc ion binding. NCBI's taxonomy places the organism in Eukaryota, Metazoa, Hemichordata, Enteropneusta, Harrimaniidae. Gene Ontology annotation, biological process: proteolysis. The record is from RefSeq and is a predicted model, not a curated record.
AUGCGAAUUGACAAAGAAUUCAAAUCAAGACAAGGCAGAUCACAAUACAUUAUUAGGUUGACUAACUUUUCAGACAGUCGCACAUUCACUGGAUCAAAUAGGCUGUCACAUCAGAAACCUAAAAUCUUGCUAUCAUUUGGUGAACAUGCCCGUGAGUUCUUUCCUGUGGAAAGCAUGCUGUAUUUGCUGCAGAACAUUACUGGUGGUCUAACUGCAGCUAAAGGUAGUCUUGAAGAGUCCUUCUCUAGAACUGUGUUGUCAAAAUUAGAUUUAUUUAUUGUUGCCAUGGUAAAUCCAGAUGGGAGACAUUAUGUUCAAGAGACUGGUAAUUACUGUUGGAGAGGUACAAGUACAGGGGUGGAUCUCAACCGGAACUUUGAUUGGCACUUUGGUGGCAAAGGAAGCUCGGGAAAUUCCAAAGAUGAGGAGUAUAGAGGAGUUCAUGCAUUCUCAGAACCUGAAUGCGCUGUGCUAACAGAACUGACAUCUACGUACUCAUUUGAUGCGUUUGUUUCAUUUCAUUCGGGAAUUCGUCAGAUUUAUGUACCAUUUGCAGAUUCAGUGUCAAAGAAGGAGAAAAAGCGACCUGUCAAUCAUAAAAAGCAGUUGGAGCUGGCUAAGAAAAUGGCCAAAGCAACAUCAUAUAGGUACACGCAUGGAAUUGCCUAUGAACUUAAUGAUUAUGAAGCUGAUGGUACGAUAUUUGAUUACAUGGCUGGCGUGAGACAGAUACCAUUUUCCUUUGCAAUAGAGCUAUGGGGAGAUGGAGAUCACAACGGUGCUAAAUGUUUUGAUCUUUUUAAUCCUAGAAAUGCUGAUCUCCAGAAAACACUGAAGGAAGUUCAGCCAAUAUACGAGGUGUUGUUUAAGUAUAUAAUUGAAUGGAAAGAAGAACAACUCAAAGGUUACUUUAGUUCAAUGGAUGAGCCUCCUGGGGGUCUAACUUUCCUGUAUGUACUACUUGGUGUUGUUGUUAUAGCAACUGUUAUUGUGGGUAUCAAUCACAGAUUGCCUCCGUACCUGCGUUUUUAUCACCGCAGACGAGUUGUCAGUCUUCGCUCUCUAAGUUCAACUUUCUCUGUAAUGAAAGUCACAUGA